CUCAAAUUAUUGAUGGCUUAAAAAUUACUAGCGUUCAAGAUUUAAUAAAUUCAUUUAAUAAAUAAAUUAAUUUCCUAAAUAAAUUAAAAUUCUUUUCAAAUUAAUAAAUCAAGUCAUCAUUCUUCUAUUACGCAACAUUAUGCCGAAGGAAAGGAAAAAUGCUCGCCGGGCGUAUAAACCAUACGAUUGCGGAGGGGACGAAAGAAAAUUAAGAAAUUCUGCUAAUAAAAAAACAUCUAAUGUCAGAAAAAUUAAGCAGGAAACUGCAGCUGUUGUGAGGCAGGCUAGAAAUGAAGAUGUAGUGAUUGUGAGACAGACUGUAAAUGAAGCUGCAACCGUUGUGAGACAGACUAUGAAUGAAGCUGCUGCUAUUGUGAGACAGACUGCAACUAUUGUGCAACGGACCAAAAAUGAAACUCCUGCAACUGCGAGGCAGACUGUGGAUGAAGUUACAACAGUUGUGAGACCAACUGAGAGUGUCGUUGCAACUGUUGUGAGACCAACUGAAAGUAAUGCCGUAAUUACUGUGCGAGUGACUAAACAGAAUGUUGAUAGUUCUACAAAAGUAAGCGAUGAGUGUAUCUCUUCUAAAUUGGCGGAACUCAAAGAUGCGUGCUCCGAUGAUAUGUAUACUAAUAAAGAACGUUUAGCUUGUUCCAUAUGCUUGGAUACUGAACCGUAUCAGCCAUUGCUGAAAUUAGUUUGCUCGCAUAGUUUUCACACUGAUUGCGUCUAUAAAUGGUUGAUAUUUCAUAAGAAUCGAUGCCCUCUUUGUCGCAAACUAAUCAAAGUUCCGAAAAAGGUGCUGUCAGUAUAUACUCAUUAGAAAUAUGUCAAAUAUGAUUCA
Messenger RNA from Parasteatoda tepidariorum (common house spider), 847 nucleotides. RefSeq lists its product as uncharacterized. The record is from RefSeq and is a predicted model, not a curated record. Gene Ontology annotation, cellular component: cytoplasm. Gene Ontology annotation, biological process: protein ubiquitination. Lineage: Eukaryota; Metazoa; Arthropoda; Arachnida; Araneae; Theridiidae. Gene Ontology annotation, molecular function: ubiquitin protein ligase activity.